CCACCCAGGCCUCACCUCCCUCCGCCACUGCAUCUAGUCAUCUACGACAUAGUUCUUUCCUCUUUGCAAGACUUUUCAGUUGAGCAGAGCGUUAAAGCUGAGCAGUGUGCACGGUCGUUUGCUGAUAAGGAAGCGGCUCAAGAUUUCAAUCCAUCUUAGCUUCUGUUUGGAUUCUGGAGUUUCACGGGCAAACUUGGAUAUUUCUUACGCUGGAUACAGCGACCAAGAGUGAUAGCCAUCGUAAAUAAAUGUUUCAGCGACCUUCAGCAGUAUCCUCUGCACCAUGGGAGUCGUCUCAGAAUGGCCUUUUUCUAAGUAUAAUAGAGUUCAAGAGGCCUCAGUUAUCAGCUUUAAGGUGGUCAUAUAAACUUGGAUUCAAGUUUGAGCGUGAAGAACAGCUUCAUAAAGGUAGAACAGCCAUUUUAGGAACCAGAAUGUGUGCAAGUCACAAGCCAAUGCCAAAACCAACUUUCAGAAAACAAGGAUCAUAUCCCCAAAAUGUGGAUCUCCCUCCAAUACUACCCAAGAAAAAGAAGAAACCCUUUCCUAUACCCUUAAAGAAGAUGAAGCAAGCUGCAAGACAGGACAAAAAACUAGCAGAAAUGGGUAUCGAGAAGCCCCUUGACCCUCCAAAAAAUGGACUGCUUGUCCCUGACCUAAUUCCUGUUGCUUAUCAUGUAUUGGACGCCUGGAAGAUCUUAAUUAAAGGCGUUGCACAGCUGUUGCAUGUAGUUCCCGUAUAUGCUUGCAGUGAGUGCUCCGAGGUUCAUGUGGCUCAGGCUGGCCACCAGAUUAAGGACUGCAAAGGCCGGACCAGUGGAAAGCGCCAAAGCUUCCACUCAUGGAUCAAGGGUUCCAUCAAUGACAUACUAAUCCCCAUAGAAUCAUAUCACCUCUAUGACCCCUUUGGCCGGCGCAUUAAACAUGAAUCACGAUUUCAGUAUGACAGGAUCCCAGCUAUCAUGGAGCUAUGCAUCCAAGCUGGCGUGGACAUACCGGAGUACCCUUCUCGGCGGAGGACCAAACCCAUCCGCAUGAUUGGGAGGAAAAUGAUUGAUAAUGGGGGAAAUGUUGAGGAGCCUAAGCCAUGUCGCUCUGCAAAUCCAUCUUCCCUUGUUGAUCUCGAUACCCAUGGGGCAUCUUUGAGGUUCCCACCUCCUUUACCAGCAGAUGUACCAAGGAUUGCGCAGGAGACGAUGGAUGCGUAUGAAGUUGUUAGAUUAGGAGUGACGAGGUUGAUGAAAAAAUACACGGUGAAGGCAUGUGGAUAUUGCUCAGAGGUUCAUGUGGGACCUUGGGGUCACAAUGUUAAGCUAUGUGGGGAAUUCAAGCAUCAGUGGAGGGACGGGAAACACGGUUGGCAAGACGCUAUUGUGGAAGAAGUGUUUCCUCCGAAUUAUGUGUGGCAUGCUAGAGAUCCCAAAGGCCCCCCUUUGAGGAGUGCACUCAAGAGAUUCUAUGGGAAAGUGCCCGCCGUUGUUGAAUUAUGCUUGCAGGCUGGUGCAAAGAUUCCUGCGAGAUACAUACCCAUGAUGAGGCUUGACAUUGUAGUCCCCGACACCGAGGAGUCAAAUUUAGUCGCCUGAUGGACUGGCAAAUGUAACUCAAACUUGCUUUUUAGUGCAUAACAAUAUGAGAAAUGUAUAGGUCUAAUUACCUCAAUUGCAUUUAUAAACCAUACGAGUACUU
Molecule: messenger RNA, 1689 nt
Organism: Morus notabilis
Lineage: Eukaryota; Viridiplantae; Streptophyta; Magnoliopsida; Rosales; Moraceae
Product: APO protein 1, chloroplastic
Exons: 5
Coding region: 249-1586 (445 amino acids)
Molecular function (GO): RNA binding
Source: RefSeq, a predicted model, not a curated record